GUCGACAACGUUUCGAUAAGAAUGUCUAGGCUCCUUUUAUACCCUUGUCUGUAAAUUCAUUUCACACCCAACUAAAACCCUAGCUAGGAAUUAGAGAGUAUAUAUAUUAAAUAUAUCAUUUCUUUCUUAGCGUCAAUCAUGUACUGCACACUUCUACUUUAACUUUACGUGUUUCAUCAUCUAGGUUCUUAUCUUUUUCUUCAACUUAUGUGACCAAGAAUCACUCGAUCUGUCUAAACUUAGCGGAUUCAAGCUUACUAGGUUUCCACUAUCCUUCGAUAAAAUACCAAAGGAUGAGAACCAACUCAAUGGGAAUAAAACAAGAAGGCGAUAAUCAAUAUCAAGCCACUUCUUUGUCUUCGUUGAGGCAAAAUCCGAGAAUCGUGAGAGCCUCGAGAAUAUUCGGAGGCAAAGACAGACACAGCAAAGUGUGCACAGUUCGUGGUCUUCGAGACAGGAGGAUACGAUUGUCGGCUACGACAGCGAUUCAGCUCUACGACCUUCAAGAACGAUUAGGGCUAAGUCAGCCUAGCAAAGUCAUUGACUGGCUCUUAGAAGCUGCUCAAAAUGACGUCGCUAUGCUUCCCCCUUUGCAGUUCCCACCUGGUUUUCACCCUAAUCUCGCCGCCGCCGCAGCCGCCGGAGAAUCUUUCCCCGGGAUUUUUGAAAGUUUCGAUCUUGGAAGCUGCUCAUCAAGAACUGAUACGAUCCAGAGAGAAGGUUUGAAUCUUGAGAGUCAUGGGUUUGAUAUUGAUCAUCAUUUUUUCUCGAACUCAAACCAUAGAGACAAGCUUUAUUUCCCUAGCAGCAGUUCUUGUCAUUACAACCUCGGACUACUCCAACAGUCACUUCUGGACCAAUCUGGCAACGUUACUGUCGCAUUGUCCAAUAAUAAUAAUCUCAAUCCACAGACGGUGGAAACUAUGAGCUCUCUAUUUCCGAGAUACCCUUUGUUUCUAGAGGGUGGUGAUCAUCAACUUCAACUGUUUAGCUCAAACUCGAACUCCUCCAAGCAAACAGAUCAUGUCGAGUAGUUCUAGCUGGUAGCUUGGUUUUGGACUCUUUCAUAAGUUGAUGCGUCGGAUCAUGUGGCAGAUGGAAGAUGUAUACUAUAUUUUAGAGAGAGAGAGAUCGCUUACAUGGUUUUAAUGAUUUUAUUAUUGGAUUGAGUGUAUGUAUAAUAUAGUAUAGAGCUAGUCUUAUUAAGCAUUAUCCACGCCAACCUCAGUUUGAGCAAAGAUAUUAGUUAUUGCUUGUUUUCGGUAAUGUUUUGGAAAUUAUGUAAGUUUUGUAUGAGAAAGCUACAUUUCUUGUUGCGAGAAAUAUAACGUUUAUGUUACUGUUAGAGAUAUAUGUUUUAAGUGCUUAG
Molecule: messenger RNA, 1369 nt
Organism: Brassica rapa (field mustard)
Lineage: Eukaryota; Viridiplantae; Streptophyta; Magnoliopsida; Brassicales; Brassicaceae
Product: transcription factor TCP17
Cellular component (GO): nucleus
Molecular function (GO): DNA-binding transcription factor activity; sequence-specific DNA binding
Source: RefSeq, a predicted model, not a curated record